This is a messenger RNA of Ceratotherium simum simum (southern white rhinoceros), 2580 nucleotides long. It is a transcript of the gene LRRC32, whose product is annotated as leucine rich repeat containing 32. The record is from RefSeq and is a predicted model, not a curated record. Lineage: Eukaryota; Metazoa; Chordata; Mammalia; Perissodactyla; Rhinocerotidae. Gene Ontology annotation, molecular function: protein binding.
CUCCUCGGGCCGGGACCCCGGGGCUGGCGCGGCGGCACCGCGGGGUGGGCAGGUUUGCGCAAAAUGUGCCCGGGAGAGGAGCGGCGGCCGCGCUGAGCCAGAGCCAUGAGCCACCAGAUCCUGCUGCUCCUGGCAGUGCUGUCCCUGAGCCUGGCUACCUCCCAGCACCGGGACAAGGUGCCCUGUAAGAUGGUGGACAAGGAGGUCUUGUGCCAGGGCCUUGGUCUGCUCCAGGUCCCCUCGGUGCUUCCGCGGGACAUUGAAGCCCUCGACCUAUCUGGAAACCAGCUGCGGAGCAUCCUGGCCUCACCCCUGGGCUUCUACACAGCGCUUCGUCACCUGGACCUGAGCACCAACGAGAUCAGCUUCCUCCAGCCAGGUGUCUUCCAGGCCCUGCCCCACCUGGAGCACCUCAACCUGGCCCGCAACCGCCUGGCGGUGGGCACCGCGCUGAGCACUGGUGGUCUGGGCCCCCUGCCGCGUGUGUUGUCCCUGGACCUGUCUGGGAACAGCCUGUACAGUGGCCUGGUGGAGCGGCUGCUGGGGGAGGCGCCCGCCCUGCGCACCCUCUCGCUGGCGAAGAACAGCCUGACGCGCCUCACCCGCCAUAGCUUCGGGGGCACGCCGGCGCUGGAGUGGCUCGACCUGCACAGCAACGUGCUCAUGGACAUCGAGGACGGCGCUUUCGAGGCCCUGCCCCACCUGGCCCACCUCAAUCUCUCCAGGAACUCCCUCACCUGCAUCUCCGACUUCAGCCUCCAGCAGCUGCGGGUGCUCGACCUGAGCUGCAACAGCAUAGAGGCCUUUCAGACGGCCCUGGAGCCCCAGGCCGAGUACCAGCUCACCUGGCUGGACCUGCGGGAGAACAAGCUGCUCCACUUUCCUGACCUGGCCGCCCUCCCCAGACUCACCUACCUGAAUGUGUCCAACAACCUCAUCCGGCUCCCCGCGGGGCCGCCCCCAGGCGGCGAGGGCAUCCACGCGCCCUCCGAGGGUUGGUCAGCCUUGCCUCUCUUGAACCCCAGCCGGAACACCAGCACCCACACCCUCUCCCAGCUCUUGAAUCUGGAUUUGAGCUACAAUGAGAUCGAGCUCAUUCCCGAGGACUUUCUAGAGCGCCUGACCUCCCUGCGCUUCCUCAACCUCAGCCGAAACUGCUUGCGGGCCUUCGAGGCCCGGCGUGCGGGCUCCCUGCCCUGCCUUGUGCUCCUGGACGUCAGCCACAAUGCGCUGGAGAUGCUGGAGUUGGGCACCAGGGCCCUGGGGUCUCUGCGGAUGCUGCUUCUGCAGGACAAUGCCCUGCGGGACCUACCGCCAUACACCUUUGCCAGCCUGGUCAGCCUGCAGAGGCUCAACCUGCAGGGGAACCGAGUCAGCCCCUGUGGGGGGCCCGGUGAGCCUGGACCCUCGGGCUGUGUGGCCUUCUCUGGCAUCUCCUCCCUCCGCAUCCUGAACCUAGUGGACAAUGAGAUGGAGACACUCCGGGCAGGUGCCUUCCUCCACACGCCGCUUACUGAGCUGGACCUCUCCGCCAACCCUGGGCUGGACGUGGCCGUAGGGGCCUUGGCAGGCCUGGAGGCCUCCUUGGAGGUCCUGGCCCUGCAGGGCAAUGGGCUGGCCGUCCUGCAGGUGGAUCUGCCCUGCUUCAGCUGCCUCAAGCGGCUCAAUCUCGCUGAGAACCGCCUGAGCCGCCUGCCUGCCUGGACGCAGGCGGUGUCCCUGGAGGUGCUGGACCUGAGGAACAACAGCUUCAGCCUCCUGCCGGGCAGUGCCAUGGGCGGCCUGGAGACCAGCCUGCGGCGCCUCUACCUGCAGGGGAAUCCGCUCAGCUGCUGCGGCAACGGCUGGCUGGCCUCCCAGCUGCACCAGGGCCGCGUGGACGUGGACGCCACCCAGGACCUGAUCUGCCGCUUUGGCUCCCAGGAGGAGGUGGCCCUGAGCCACGUGCGUCCCGAGGACUGUGAGAAGGGGGGGCUCAAGACCGUCAACCUCAUCAUCAUCCUCACCUUCACCCUGGUCUCUGCCAUCCUCCUCACCACUCUGGCCACCUAUUGCUGUGUCCGCCGGCAGAAGUUCAACCAGCAGUAUAAAGCCUAGAGAAGACGGGGGCUGCAGAACAGCUCAGCCUGGAGACCCUUUGAGGUCAGCGGGGGAGCUGGAGAAGGCUGGGGACUGACCCAAGGUCACACAGUGAGCCGGGGUCCGAGAACCCUGGUCUCUGAAUCCCAGCCCAGGUUUCCUUUCUCUGCAUCCUGCUGCAUCGGUAAGUGACCCACUUUCCAGGCCGCACAUGGGGUCCAGCUGUGGAAGCCGGAAGUUGGGCAGUUCCAGGACUGACAGAGAAUAAGUUUGACCCAUCGGAUCAACAAACAUUCGCCAGGCGUCUGUUUUGUGCCACACCCUGCUCUGGCACUGGGGACACCGGUGAAUGAGACACAGCUGUACCCUCAGGCAUCUCCUGGUCUGGGUGGGGAGGUGGUCGCAGAGCCGUGCAGUGACCACACAGUGUGGGAGCCUGGGGUUCCGAAGCCCUGCAGCCCUCGCUGGCUGAGUGUGGACAGUCCUGCCCUCGGCCAGGCC